Messenger RNA from Mauremys mutica (yellowpond turtle), 1269 nucleotides. RefSeq names its product tripartite motif-containing protein 26-like. The coding region runs from base 391 to 1230 and encodes 279 amino acids. NCBI's taxonomy places the organism in Eukaryota, Metazoa, Chordata, Testudines, Geoemydidae. Gene Ontology annotation, molecular function: zinc ion binding. The transcript has 4 exons. The record is from RefSeq and is a predicted model, not a curated record.
CAGUGCAGCCAAAGUAGCGAAUCUGGAGCGGUUCAUGUUUCUGUGGUUACACCGGCCCUGGGGGCAGCUGCACGAGGACAGUCCUGCCUGAUCCCCGCCUGGACACGUGCUGUGUAGAAAGACCCUGAGUUUGAGUUUUUGUGAUCUUGUUUGUAUCCGUCCCACCUUUUCCUUCCCUUCCCUUUCUGCUCCUUUACACCCCCCUCCUGGCCUGUGUAGUUCCUGCUUCCUUCUUUCCUUAUCUUUCUCCUGCUCCACCUCCCGGCCUCUCCUUUCUCUUCACCUCAUUCUGCACCGGUGCAGCUGAUAAGAGGUGGGACAGGGUCUGCCCAUGAUCAGCAAAACCAUUUCUGCUGCAGAGAGAACAGAAGCCCAGAGAUCCCAGCAGCCAUGGCCUCAGCGACUCCUGUACGGGAAAUCCAAGAGGAAACCUACUGUCCCAUCUGCCUGGAAUAUCUGACGGACCCAGUGAUCACAGAGUGUGGGCACAACUUCUGCCGAGGCUGCAUCACUCAGCGCUGUGAGACAUGGACAGAGCUGGGCUCUGACCCUUUGUGCUGCCCUAGCUGCGGAGUCCAAAUCCGGAAAGGGGCUCUCCGGAAUAACUAUCAGCUAGGAAAUAGAGUGGAAAAAAUCAAACAACUGGAUUUCAAACCAGGAAAAGAGACUCUGUGUGAGAGACACGGCAAAGCCCUGGAUCUGUUCUGUGAAGAGGACGGGGAAGCCGUGUGUGUGGUUUGUGAGAGAUCCCCCCAGCACAGCUCUCACACGGUGCUGCUCAUGGAUGAUGAUGCCGAGAAAUACAAGGAAAAAAUCCAGGCUCAUUUGAAGACUCUGAGGGAGGAGAGAGAAAAGCUGCUGGGAUCUAAAGUGACUAGAGAGGAGAAAAGCCCAAAGUAUAUGAAACAGAUAGAAAAGAAGAGGCAGCAAAUUGUAGCUGAUUUUCAGCAACUGCACCAAUUCCUGGAGGAACAAGAGGAGCUCCUGCUGGCCCAGCUGGAAAAGCUGGAGGAGGAGAUAACGAAGAUACAGAAUGAAAAUAUCACCAAAGUCUCUGAGGAAAUUUCCCAUCUCAGUAACCUGAUCAGUGAGCUGGAGGGGAAGUGUCAGAAGCCAGCAAGUGAAUUCCUGCAGGACAUCAGAAGCACCUUGUCCAGGUAUGUGUCUCUUUCUCACUCCCCCUUACACUUCACAAUGCUGGGAAAGAGCUUGCACCACAUCUCCACAUGAAUCUACAGCAUAAGAAUGGCCAUACUGGGUCAGAUCAAA